Molecule: messenger RNA, 2554 nt
Organism: Polyodon spathula (Mississippi paddlefish)
Lineage: Eukaryota; Metazoa; Chordata; Actinopteri; Acipenseriformes; Polyodontidae
Product: probable glutathione peroxidase 8
Exons: 3
Coding region: 172-804 (210 amino acids)
Biological process (GO): response to oxidative stress
Molecular function (GO): glutathione peroxidase activity
Source: RefSeq, a predicted model, not a curated record
AGAAAUAUAAAGACAUUGUAAUUACUGUUUUCACUGAUUAGUUUUCAACACUAUAGUAAUGUACCUCACACCGAAAACGCUACGUGGUACGUACCAGUAUCGUGUUACAGACACAGAGUUCAUCACUGCAUUCCUUCCCUGCGGAGACAUUUUUCGUAAUUCCCAACAAAAAUGGAGAAUCUUGCGGCGUAUCAUUUGAAAUACCCGGUCCCGAAAGCUCGAAUGUUUAUUGUUUUUCUCACAAUGAUGAUCUGCACGGGUGGUCUGUUUCUGUUGCAGAAUACAUUUUUGAAAACAUCUAAACCUAAAGAUUUCUAUUCUUUCCAAGUGAAGGAUUUGAAAGGGAGGACCGUUUCCCUGGAAAAGUUCAGAGGCAAAGCGUCUUUAGUUGUAAACGUGGCGAGUUAUUGUGAGCAAACAGACCGAAACUACAAAGGACUGCAAGAUCUACACCGAGAGUUGGGUACUUCACAUUUCAAUGUGCUGGCUUUUCCUUGCGGCCAGUUUGGAGAUACAGAGCCAGGGUCUAACCGUGAUAUAGAGGCGUUUGCAAAGGAAAACUAUGGCGUGUCUUUUCCUAUCUUCAGCAAGAUUAAGAUAAUGGGUUCUGAAGCGGAGCCUGCCUUUACAUUUGUUACAGAUUCAGCCAAAAAGGCGCCAAAGUGGAAUUUUUGGAAGUAUCUCAUAAACCCCCAAGGCCAGGUGGUGAAAUUCUGGAAGCCGGAAGAGCCCUUGGAGAACAUCAAAAAGGACGUAGUAGAGUUAGUGAGAGAGAUCAUCUUAAAAAAGAGAGUAGAACUUUAAAACCUGAACUGUUUGUGCCUACACUUCGUGGCCAGGUCACACCUUAACCACUUAAAGUGCCGUGUUUGUGCUUGUCACCAGAAACUAAAACUGAAGUUGCCUUGAACACGCCAGCAGUUAUUUCACAUGUUGGUUUCAGAAGCAGUCACUGUGCUGCAAUGUGGGGACUACACAGCAUUUUCUGUUCAAAGGAAUAUCACUGACACACAUUGGACAAUGUCUGUAAGGUAGCACCAAUGAAUUUGUUUCAGAUUAGUGUUUUAACCGCAUUAUACCGUUAGUUGGGUGAUUCCUCAGUACUUUUUUGUGACCAUGACCGAGUACUAAUGCAGAAGUUUGUAAACAAUUUAGAAUAGGGACCUCCAACAGAAUACUGAAUGUUUAAACUGUGAGUAUCCCAAAGACCAAGAAUAACGUUUUAACUGAAUGCUUAUGAAAUAUACAGCAAGUGCAAAAUUGCUGUCCAUGCAUGUAACCCAUGUUUUAGUACAUGAUUUUAGGAAUACUUUUACUCUACUUUUGAUGACUUCCUUGAUUUAGUUGGCAACUAGCUGUAUUACUGAGUGUUUUAAGUGUUAGGACAAAAUAUGCCAUGGAAUUAUCUAGUAUAAAUUGUAUAUUAAUAGUUAUUUAAUCUGCUACAACGGCCUAAAGAUGUUCUUAUUGCACUCCAAAUGAUCUUUGACUAUAAAGCCUUGACAAGUGUGAAUUACUAAUAAUGCUACAUAGUGAAUGAAAAUAUGGCAUCAUGCAUUUUGUGGCCACAAGGCAAAAUAGCCAGGUGGGAUGAAUACUGGAUAAAUUCUAAUUUGCCAAGAGUUAAAUUACAGGGAAACCUAAGCAAAGUGACUAAUAGUCGUGUUUAUUCCUUUAAAAGGACUAUGUAUAUUUAAAAUGCAAUUUUAUAAAUCAAAGAUUCAUAGUUCUAUGUAUACCUGUAGGAUUGACAUUGAACUUCAGCUAUAUAAAAACUAUAUAUUUAUGUUCAGUAAAAUUAUGAAGAUGGAUUCAAAUUUACAUUUUCAAUCAUGUAAAGCCAUGCAUCAGUCGUAUCAUGUGAGGAGGCUUUUAAGUUUACCUGCAAAUAUAUUAAAAGCAGACAUAACUGUCACAGCUAAUUAGACAAUCACUAAACCAACGUUUGAAAUAUUGUAAGCUAUAUUAACAUUUACCCCAGAUUGCAGCAUUUAAAAAAAAAAAAAAAAAAGUAAAACUGCUAAGUUGUAUGAAACUACAUGUUACAUGUAAACUUGCCUCUGGGAUACAUUCUUUAGAAAUAAGUACAGGCCCUGUUUACUUUGAAUUAAACAUUCUUAAUAACGUAAACUGCAUUCAUAAUCAACUUCAGGAUUGUUGUUGCUGCACAUUUUUAUUACCACCACGUGUUAAGACUUGCCUGGCAUUUAGUGUCAGCAUAUAUUACCUUAUGAUAAUGAAAACAGCAUAGUAGAACUAUAAGACAGCUCAAUUCAACCUUUAAUGACUCAAUCUUGAACUGCCUAAUGGUUCUGAGUAUAUAAUUUCGAAACAUCUCCUCUGCGAUGAAUUCCAUGGCCCUCUUUUUUUAAUUUCAUCCAGAUUCAGGUAUUAUUUCAAGGGGCAGAGAGGUAGUUUUUAUUUUUUCAAGGGCGGGGUGGGGCAGAGGGGGGGAGUAAUGUGUGUUCUGUUUUGUUUUUAAUAUUAUGUUGCACUGAAGACAACAGAUGUCUUGUUUGCAGAUUACAGCAAUAAUAAAACUAGCUUUCUUAAA